AUGAAUGAAAAGCGUAAAAACAAAGACAUAAUCACAAUAUCUGGUACAAUAGAACCAGAUCGUGAGUUACUUCUUUGGGAGAAAUGGAUAAAAAUUCGCCAAGAAGAAACUAAAAAUUUGGCUACUAUGACCGGUAGGCCUCCUGUAGACCUUACAAUGAAUCUUUUAGAGGAUAUCCGUGAAGAUAAAGAAAGAAAAACUGCUCUAGAACAUGCUACAAUAGAACGUAAACCAUCUCUUCGAGGAGGAUUAUGGGAACAGCCUUUGAGGCUAAAACAACCAUGUUUCUGUAAGCCAGUUUAUGAAGUUAAAAGAACUCGUGCUGAAAUGGGCGCACCUCAGCCUAUAGAACAUAUAGGUGUUCCUAAAUAUAUCCAAGAGGUCGAAAAAGGAUUGUCUGGUAUACCUCAGCGUGAACCGUGUCCUCUACUCGACGCUGAAUACAUGCAUUAUAGAGACAAACGUGAAAAGGAAUUGGGUAAAAAAAUUAUGAAAAUUGACGCUUUCAGGCCCGAUAUUAGCGAAUUGAUUAUACGUGGAGCUAAACCUAAACCUCCGAGGAAAAAAUUACCUCCUCUACCUACAAUUACAUUUAACGAAUAUUUCGCUGCACCCCAGUUAGUAUCAGUUUAUGCCAUAAGGAUCAACAACACUGUAAUCUAUAAAGACAUUCCUGAUCAAAUUUUAACAAUAUUGGACAAUAUGAAAAAAGAGCUAUGGCAUGAAAAUUGUACUUCGUGGACAUAUUAUUUCAAAGUUCCUAUCAAAAGGGCUGGAAGAUCUAAACUUUAUCUAGAAAAUCUUGGAACAGUAACUCUCAGAUAUUGUUGGAGAAAAUUAAGAAAAAAUAUUCCUUUUAUACCUGAAGAUAAUAAUGAUGAAGUAUUCUUUUUUAAUAAAAACGAAGAUGUUAUACCACCUGGACAAAGUAAGGUUUUAUGUUUUACUUUUAUUUCUGGUAAACCAGGUAUAUUCAGUGAGAGUUGGGAAUUGAGUUUCUGUAACAUAUGUUUUUUUGACACAUUGACUGAUAAGCUGAUUAUAAAUUUAAGUGGUGAUUCUGUUGAAGAUCUUAAUAGCGUAGUUAAAAAAGUAGAUGAACUUAAAAUUAGAAUAGAAAAGGAAACGAUUGCAAAUAUAGUAAGGGAUAUAAUAAAUGAUACAAUAAAUAAAUCUUUGACAGUUGAGCCUCAAAUAUAUCCCUAUAAGGAUAUACUUUUAGAGUCUGAAAUGUUCAUAAUGAAGAACCCUGUUUGUUUUUAUCAUCAAACGGAAGUGAUGAAAAUGAAAGACUUUUAUACAGAAUUGGCUCCUAACGAUACUUGGGAUUUAUCUAUUGGAACUUGGAGACAAAAAAUGAUGGAAAAAGAUUAUGACGAAAGAAUGAGAUAUUAUGAAAUUUUAAGGAACUCUCAUAGCGAACUCUUAAAACCGUGGUAUGAAGGAGAAAAUAUUUUAAAACAAAAAUAUCGAGCGAUGAAAUGGUUAUUAGGGAAAAUGGCUGACCAAUUCGACUUUGAGUAUGGACGUGCUUUAAUAAUGAGUGGCGUAAAACAAAAUUUACCGGACACGGAUGUUCCUUCUAGUAGAAGUAAUUCAUUAGUGAACUUAGAUCCGAAAAAAGUUAGUAUGAUGCGUAAUCUUUUUUAUUUGUAUUCUUAUGAACACGUUACGAAAACUAUUGAAACUUGCGCUGGUGUACUUAGUAGUAUUGAUUUAAAUAGAUGGAUCCAAUUUGAUUUUUGUCAAAUUUAG
Messenger RNA from Diatraea saccharalis (sugarcane borer), 1755 nucleotides. The record is from the annotation of a GenBank genome assembly. NCBI's taxonomy places the organism in Eukaryota, Metazoa, Arthropoda, Insecta, Lepidoptera, Crambidae.